AUGGCGACCCAAAGACGAACACCCCACGACCGCAUCGCCGCCGGCGAAGAAAAAGAAGCAGAAUUCAAACCUGUUGCUGGAGCAAAGAGUAAUAUUGCACCUGCAGUUCCUGCCCAUGUAAUCUUCAAGCUCCUCGGAUUCACCCUCGCCAUGAUCGUCGUCCCAAUAGGAUCCUAUUUCCUAACUCUAAAUUCUAUCUUCCGAGGAAACUCUACCUUCGCCGGCGCCACCGCCGCCAUCAUGGCCAACGUCGUCCUCAUGGGCUACGUGAUCGUCGCCAUGCGAGAAGAUCAGAGCGAAGCACUUGAAGCUGCCGCGAAGGAAGAGGAAUCCAAAAAGUCUUUGUAG
Messenger RNA from Botrytis porri, 348 nucleotides. RefSeq lists its product as uncharacterized. Bases 1 to 348 code for a protein of 115 amino acids. Gene Ontology annotation, cellular component: endoplasmic reticulum membrane. Lineage: Eukaryota; Fungi; Ascomycota; Leotiomycetes; Helotiales; Sclerotiniaceae. Gene Ontology annotation, biological process: vacuolar proton-transporting V-type ATPase complex assembly. The transcript has 3 exons. The record is from RefSeq and is a predicted model, not a curated record.